GUCAGCCGCCAUUUUCCCAGAGCGAGAGGCAGUGACACUGAGCGGGCGCAGGGGGCCGAGUCGGAGACGGUGCCUGAGUUCGGGAGCGGCAACAGAGGGGGCAUAGACACUCUUGAGCAGCCUCGCCGUCGCCUCUGCGUUCCUGUUGACUGUCUCGGUGCCCCCUCCCUUACUCCUCGGUUGCUGGUGAAGAGGCUGCGCGCUGCUGUUUGGGGAGGGGGUGUGUGGAGCCGGGUCCUGAGUCCGCAGUGGCUGCUGUCGGGGGGUCGUCCGACCGCGGAGGUGUGGACAGACUCCUUGGGGGUCGAGCAUAUAACGGGGUUCGGGUGUCUGGUGUGUGAACAUCACAGGUCUAUUCUGGAUAGGAGGUUUUGUGAAGACAUUUAUUCUUUCUUGGACCUCAGAUUUACCAGACAUCUCAUGGGUUUGUGGAUGCACUUAGAUGUUUGCAAUGAGCACUGUGGCUGGCAUGCCCCAGUGUUUUGGAUACCAAUGCAUAGGACUCCAUAGUAAUCGAAUUUACCAGAGGCGAACGUCAUGAGCAUAGUGAUCCCAUUGGGGGUUGAUACAGCAGAAACGUCAUACUUGGAAAUGGCUGCAGGCUCAGAACCAGAAUCUGUAGAAGCUAGCCCUGUGGUAGUUGAGAAAUCCAACAGUUAUCCCCACCAGUUAUAUACCAGCAGCUCGCAUCAUUCACACAGUUACAUUGGUCUGCCCUAUGCGGACCAUAAUUAUGGUGCUCGUCCUCCUCCAACACCUCCGGCUUCCCCUCCUCCAUCAGUUCUUAUUAGCAAAAAUGAAGUAGGCAUAUUUACCACUCCUAAUUUUGAUGAAACUUCCAGUGCUACUACAAUCAGCACAUCUGAGGAUGGAAGUUAUGGUACUGAUGUAACCAGGUGCAUAUGUGGUUUUACACAUGAUGAUGGAUACAUGAUCUGUUGUGACAAAUGCAGUGUUUGGCAACAUAUUGACUGCAUGGGGAUUGACAGGCAGCAUAUUCCUGAUACAUAUCUUUGUGAACGUUGUCAGCCUAGGAGUUUGGAUAAAGAGAGGGCGGUGCUACUACAACGCCGGAAAAGGGAAAAUAUGUCAGAUGGUGAUACCAGUGCAACUGAGAGUGGUGAUGAGGUUCCUGUGGAAUUAUAUACUGCAUUUCAGCAUACCCCGACAUCGAUUACUUUAACUGCUUCAAGAGUUUCCAAGGUUAAUGAUAAAAGAAGGAAAAAAAGUGGGGAGAAAGAACAAAACAUUUCAAAAUGUAAAAAAGCCUUUCGUGAAGGAUCUAGGAAAUCAUCAAGAGUUAAGGGCUCAGCUCCAGAGAUUGAUCCUUCAUCUGAUGGUUCAAAUUUUGGAUGGGAGACAAAAAUCAAAGCAUGGAUGGAUCGAUAUGAAGAGGCAAAUAAUAACCAAUAUAGUGAGGGUGUUCAGAGGGAGGCACAAAGAAUAGCCCUGAGACUGGGCAACGGAAAUGACAAAAAAGAGAUAAAUAAAUCAGAUUUGAAUACCAAUAAUUUGAUCUUCAAACCUCCUGUAGAGAGCCAUAUACAAAAAAAUAAGAAAAUUCUGAAAUCUGCAAAAGAUUUGCCUCCUGAUGCACUUAUCAUUGAAUACAGAGGGAAGUUUAUGUUAAGAGAACAGUUUGAAGCAAAUGGAUAUUUCUUUAAGAGACCAUACCCUUUUGUUUUAUUCUAUUCUAAAUUUCAUGGUCUAGAAAUGUGUGUUGAUGCAAGGACUUUUGGGAAUGAAGCUCGGUUCAUUAGGCGUUCUUGUACACCAAAUGCAGAGGUGAGGCAUGAAAUUGAGGAUGGAACCAUACAUCUUUACAUUUAUUCUAUACAAAGUAUUCCAAAGGGAACUGAAAUUACUAUUGCCUUUGAUUUUGACUAUGGGAAUUGUAAGUACAAGGUGGAUUGUGCAUGCCUCAAAGAAAAUCCAGAGUGCCCUGUUCUGAAACGUAGUUCUGAAUCCACGGAAAACAUCAAUAGUGGUUAUGAGACCAGAAGGAAGAAAGGAAAAAAAGAAAAGGAUAUUUCAAAAGAAAAAGAUACCCAAAAUCAGAAUAUUACUUUGGAUUGUGAAGGGACAGCGAACAAAAUGAAGAGCCCGGAAACUAAACAGAGAAAGCUUUCUCCACUGAGACUAUCAGUAUCAAAUAAUCAGGAACCAGAUUUUAUUGAUGAUAUAGAAGAAAAAACUCCCAUUAGCAAUGAAGUAGAAAUGGAGUCAGAGGAACAGAUUGCAGAAAGGAGAAGGAAGAUGACAAGAGAAGAAAGGAAAAUGGAAGCAAUUCUGCAAGCUUUUGCCAGACUUGAAAAAAGAGAGAAAAGAAGAGAACAAGCUUUGGAAAGGAUCAGCACUGCCAAAACUGAAGUUAAAACUGAAUGUAAAGAUGCGCAGAUUGUCAGUGAUGCUGAAGUUAUUCAGGAACAAGCAAAAGAAGAAACUGCUAGCAAGCCAACUCCUGCCAAAGUAAAUAGAACUAAACAGAGAAAAAGUUUUUCUCGGAGUAGGACUCACAUCGGACAGCAGCGUCGGAGACACAGAACUGUCAGCAUGUGUUCAGAUAUCCAACCAUCUUCUCCUGAUAUAGAAGUUACUUCACAACAAAAUGAUACUGAAAAUACUGUACUUGCAAUAGAACCAGAAACUGAAACUGCACUAGCAGAAAUAAUUACUGAAACUGAAGUUCCAGCACUUAAUAAAUGUCCAACAAAGUAUCCCAAAACAAAAAAGCACUUGGUCAAUGAAUGGUUAAGUGAGAAGAAUGAGAAGACAGGAAAACCUUCAGACACCCUUUCAGAAAGGCCUCUGCGCAUAACUACAGAUCCUGAAGUGUUAGCUACACAGCUCAAUUCUUUACCGGGUCUCACUUAUAGUCCGCAUGUAUACUCUACUCCUAAGCACUACAUUAGAUUCACUUCACCAUUCCUUUCAGAAAAAAGGAGAAGAAAAGAACCUCCUGAAAACAUUUCUGGCUCAUGCAAGAAGCGGUGGUUGAAACAAGCUCUGGAAGAAGAAAACUCAGCAAUUUUACACAGAUUUAAUUCACCCUGUCAAGAAAGAUCCAGAAGUCCUACAGUCAAUGGUGAAAAUAGAAGUCCACUACUAUUAAAUGAUAGCUGUUCUCUUCCAGAUUUAAAACUAAACCACUAAAAAAAACGAAGACUCUAUCAGUUACUAGAUUCUGCUUACUCAGAAACCUCCACACCUACUCCUUCACCAUAUGCUACCCCAACUCACACAGAUAUUACUCUUACGGAUCCAUCAUUUGCCACUCCUCCACGGGUAAAGUCAGACGAUGAAGCUUGUAGAAAUGGUUAUAAGCCCAUUUAUUCACCAGUUACCCCAGUAACUCCUGGCACACCGGGAAAUACCAUGCACUUUGAGAAUAUUUCUUCCCCAGAAAGUUCUCCAGAAAUUAAGAGACGCACUUACAGUCAAGAGGGCUUUGACAGAUCUUCAACCAUGUUAACAUUGGGGCCUUUUAGAAAUUCUAAUUUAACUGAACUCGGUCUGCAAGAAAUAAAGACUAUUGGUUAUACCAGCCCUAGGAGUAGGACUGAAGUCAGUAGGCAGUGCCCUGGAGAAAAGGAAUCUGUGUCAGACCUUCAACUGGGACUCGAUACAGUCGAGCAAGCUGCCUUACAUAAAACCAUGGAAACACCUGCACAUGAUAGGACUGAGUCUAACAGCCAACUGGAAUCUGCUCACUCUGGACGGGGCCCAAUAUAUUCUUCCUGGGUAAAGAGUCCUGACAGAACAGGAGUUAACUUCUCAGUAAACUCCAACUUGAGGGACCUGACACCCUCACAUCAGUUGGAGGUUGGAGGAGGCUUCCGAAUAAGUGAGUCAAAGUGCCUGAUGCAGGAUGAUACUAGAGGCAUGUUUAUGGAAACACCUGUGUUUUGUACUUCAGAAGAUGGGCUUGUAUCUGGUUUUGGACGGACUAUUAAUGACAGUUUGAUCGACGGAAGUUGCACACCCCAGAAUCCACCACAAAAGAAAAAGGUUUCUCUAUUAGAAUACCGGAAAAGACAACGUGAAGCUAGGAAAAGUGGCUCUAAGGCAGAACACUUUCCACUGGUUAAUGUAUCACCUCACACAAGUGGAAACCUGAGUAGCAGCAAUGCUGAUGGGCGUGCCAACGGGAGUGAAAAUGGGGAGCAGGUAGAAAGCACUGCUAGCCUACCUUUACCAACGCCAGCUACAGUUCAUAAUGCUACUUUGGAAGAGACCAGCAAUAACUGUCCUGUUAAGGAAGCUUCUGCCAGUGAAAAGAAUGAACCAGAAGUCCAAUGGACCGCCUCAACUUCAGUGGAGCAAGUGCGAGAAAGGAGUUAUCAGAGAGCUUUACUACUCAGUGAUCACCGAAAAGAUAAAGAUAGUGGGGGAGAGUCACCAUGUGUCCCAUGUUCACCGAUUCAUGUUCCGUCUUCACCUUCAUCUCAUUCAAAUCACAUUCCCCAGUUGCAACCCAAGGGCCCAGUCCCUUCUUUCAGUGAACUUAUGGAAGAUCCUGAUCCUGAAAAUCCAGACCCAUCGACUAUAAGUGAAUGUGCAUCCCCAGAUACUUCCCAAAAUACUUGUAAAAGCCCUUCAAAAUGAGCAAGUUUAUAUAAAUUUGUUUUCUUCUCACAGCCUGGUUCACCAGGACCUGUAAUCCCUGUCCAGCCACAUGGGAAAAUACUCACAAAGCCAGAUUCCCAUUGGGAGGGAACAGUUACUGGGUCAGAAGCUGAGAGCGGUGUCCACCUGAAAACAGAACUCCAUCAAAAACAGCUGUCAAGUAACACCCAGGCCCUUUCAAAGAAUCACCCUCCACAGCCACUGGCACGCAGUUCAUCCGAGCAGCUUGCACAGAAGCUGCCUUCUGCGCCCGUGAAGCUGCACUGUCCUCCAUCACCUCACGUAGAAAAUCCUCCAAAGUCAUCGACGCCUCACACGCCUGUACAGCACGGUUAUCUUUCACCAAAGCCUCCUUCACAGCAGUUAGGCUCUCCCUACAGGCCUCACCAUUCUCAGUCACCUCAAGUUGGAACCCCUCAGCGAGAGCCUCAGAGGAAUUUUUACCCAGCAGCACAGAACCUUCAAGCCAGUACACAGCAGGCACCUUCUGGAGCACUGUUUCCACAGACGCCCUCAGGACAGUCUUCGGCAGCAUACAGUCAGUUUAACCAGCAGAGCCUGGGCAGCACGGCACCGCCCCCUCCACCCCCUCCGCCCCCUUCCUCUUCCUCUUACUAUCAAAACCAGCAGCCCUCCGCAAACUUUCAGAACUAUAGUCAGCUGAAAGGCAGUCUUUCCCAACAAACUGUGUUUACAUCAGGACCAAAUCAAGCACUUCCUGGCACCACAGGCCAGCAAGCCGUCCCGGGACACCACGUUACUCCAGGGCACUUUCUGCCCUCGCAGAACCCUCCCGUUCACCAUCAGACUUCCGCUGCUGUAGUCCCCCCGCCGCCUCCCCCACCUCCCGCUCCAGGACCACACCUCGUCCAGCAACAGCCACACUCCGUAGCACAUGGCGUGGGGCCUGUUCAUGCUGUCACCCCUGGGUCCCACGUUCACUCUCAAACUGCUGGACACCAUCUGCCACCACCCCCUCCCCCUCCCGGCCCCGCCCCGCAUCACCAUCCACCGCCCCAUCCCCCCACAGGACUCCAAGGUCUGCAAGCACAACACCAGCAUGUGGUGAACUCAGCCCCUCCACCACCCCCUCCUCCUCCGCCUUCCAGUGUUUUGGCUUCUGGGCAUCAUACCCCAUCAGCUCAAGCCUUACACCACCCACCUCAUCAAGGACCUCCACUUUUUCCUUCAAGUGCUCAUCCAGCUGUACCACCGUAUCCCUCACAAGCUACACAUCACACCACUCUGGGACCGGGACCCCAACACCAGCCUUCUGGAACAGGGCCACAUUGUCCAUUACCAGUUGCAGGUCCUCAUCUCCAGCCCCAAGGACCAAACAGUAUUCCCACACCUACCGCUUCAGGGUUCUGUCCUCAUCCUGGCUCUGUGGCCCUGCCACAUGGGGUUCAAGGACCUCAGCAGGCAUCUCCAGUGCCUGGACAGAUUCCAAUUCACAGAGCACAGGUGCCACCAACAUUUCAGAACAAUUACCAUGGUUCAGGGUGGCAUUAAAAUGGACUCCAAAAACAUUUUUUAAAAUGUUCUGUAAGAUAAACAACUGUAUAUUUCAUAUGUACCUGUUAAGGUACUUUUUAAAGCUUGUACAUGAAACUUUGUAUAAAAAAAACAAAAACACCAGUGCUCUCUCAUUGUAUUUUUCCCAUUUUUGCUUUUUAAAAAAUUCCUUAAAAAAAUGUGCUGUUAAGCCAGUGUAGGUAUCUUUUAUUUUGUAAGUAAGUGAACAUUCCAGCUGUUUUUCUGGCAGUAGAUUUGAUGCUACAUGAUCUUUAAAUUUUAUUGUUGGAAUUAAAUUCAUUUAGUGAAUGUUUUCUACAUUAUUUUAUACAUAUGCAUUAAAUACACGGCUCAGUAAUGGCAGUACGAGGAUUUCCUUUCUAUCAAUCAAUCAGCAGUUCUGUGAGUGCAUCUUAUGUAUAAAAAAAAAAAAAAUGCAAUACAGAUUUUUUAGUUUGGUGUGAAGAUGGCUCAUUUUGUUUUAUCGGUUAUUUGCAAGCAAAAUGUAAUUUAAUGUAUAGAUGAUUUUUAAUGUCUCCUGACAAACUGUAAAUAAUACUGCAUUUCUUUUGCGUAUAUAAUCGCUUACAGCUUUUCUCAUUUGACAUAUAGCACUGUACAUAUGACAUGUCUUUGCAAAACUGUGUGAUCUUUGUGAAAGUAGUACAGUAUAUGGCCUUUAAGUUCUCUUUUAAAUAUACUGUCACAUUGAAGCACUGGUUGGGCAUUUUAAUUCAUGUUAAUAAACCACAAUUAUGUCAGUUUUACCAAAUUGUCCUGUACCACUUCUGAGAUUGGGGUCUGUUUGUUUAUGCAAGUGUUUGUUUUUACAGAAGUUAGUUACCUUUUCCAGAUAGAGUUUGUAAGGAGCCUUCCAUGUUCUUUCGCAACUACUACCUCAGCUGGACUGGACCGCAGCGAGCGUCAGGAGGCGGUAAAGGCUUGUUCCUGGAAUGUUCCUACAUGUUAUUUUGUUGCAGGAGCAGGAGCCAUAAGAAACUACCGUGCUACGUAAAUGCUACAUACAUUUACUUAUAUCUGACAUCGUACAAAAUGAAUCCAUUCCAUUAAAGCAUCCCAUGAUUCAUCUAUAGACUAAUUUACAACUGUUUGAAAGUAUGGAAUAUUUUACCUAAAAACACAGGACUAUCUAAUUUGUACAUGUUAGAACAUGACUGAAAUGUCCUAUGGAUGAACCAAAAUUAGUUGAAAACCUUAACAUUUACUGUCUAGCUAUAGUAUUUAAAAGAGUAGCAGGAAAUUUUACAAAUUUGUUUUGGGUGUACAAAACUAAAGGAAAAAGGCAUUUUUAGCUCUCUCAAGUGAAAUGAAAAUGGCCUCUCAAGUGAACAUUUUAUUGCUGAAAUACAAAAUGCUAGUUAUUAUUUUGGAAUAAUAAAUUCUUUGUCUUCUACCUCUCAGGAGGAUUAAGUAUAAACCAAUAGUAGUGACAGUAUUUGUCAACACAUAUUUCACCAUCCAAUUACUUGACAUAAUUUGACACAGUAUACAAAUUCUGUGUAUUGGAGAAAAAAGUAAACAGACUAAAAAUGACUAAGAUUGGCAGUAGUAUGUCAUGUUUUACACUUUUAAUUUCCAUUUCCUUUUGAAAACAGCUACAUUAACACAGCUGUGUUUAGGGCUCAAUCCUAAUCAAGUUUUAGAAGAACUUAGGUCAACUUUGCCAUCCUUGAUUAUCAAACAAGAUUCUACUUACGGUAUUUGCAAAAGAAAUACGUGUCCACGAAGAAGUGGCUUUACAUCAUCCAGUCAUCCUCCUCCACCACCACCACCACCACCACCACCACCCCCCGAUAGUUUCAAACAGAAGACAAAGUUAACCAGCAUAGUGAACUAUUAAUAUUCACACCUCUUUAAAAGGACUGUCCUAAAGAUUUUAAUUCCUCAUAGUUUUAGAUUUGCCUACUAUACAAAUAAUGUAUAUGGAAGCUUUUCUGUAAACUGCAUUAAUUUCUAAAAAAAUUAACGGGAGAAAACGAAUUUAAGAAGUAAUUUCACCAGCAGAUACAAACUGAAGUUCUCUACCCCAGCUGUUAACUAGCUAUGGAUGAUCCAAGUACGGGAAGAAGCAAGUUAGUAAAUCAGUUUUCACCUAGAAAGCUAAUGCUUUUUUGAAGCUCCUAUUAUAUCCACUUUUCCUCUGCCUUGGGGCAGUUCUAAUUUCCAGACAGCCAGCUUCUGAAUCUGCUAGAAUCACAUAUGUGAUCCACUGCUUGUCAUUUUCCAUGAUGACUUCACAUGGACUAGAGAAAGGAAAAGAUAGGACAUUCAACUAAAAUCACUUGAGCUGGCUAUAGUGUUUUGCAUAACCAGUGGUUCUCGUUUAGCUUAUAUGCAUUCAUCAUCAUCAAGCCACCAAGAAUCUGCUAAAAACCAUACCAUACCUAAUACAAAUGUAUAUUCCUUCUAGAACAAUUGCUUUUACAUUUAUAAACUAGUUAGGCUAUUUUAUCCUAAAUGAGAGAUCCUUACAAAAUUCGUAAUUAUCUGGAUUAUUUUCUAACAUGAGCCAAAACUGUAUUAGACAAAUUUCAUUCAAGUGUGUCAUAACCCUGAUAAAAAUUCUUACGGACUUAGGGAAGACAUACAUGAACUCCAUGGUUCUCGUGAGAAUGGUUCCUGUGCAAAUUCUGGAUGGCAUCACUGGUCUACAGCCACUAUCUUUCACAGAACCUACAAGGUCACCUACAGCCUCAGCAGAAAAACCUAGCAUGCACAUUUCAUAAAUGAAUGGUAUCUUCCACCUCACAGCGAUACGAUCUAAUGCUAACUCCUAAGAGGAUUACGUGUCUUGUUCCCUCACAGUGAAUACUGUUAAAAAGAAAAAAAAA
This is a messenger RNA of Balaenoptera musculus (blue whale), 8993 nucleotides long. It is a transcript of the gene KMT2E, whose product is annotated as lysine methyltransferase 2E (inactive). Gene Ontology annotation, molecular function: protein binding. Lineage: Eukaryota; Metazoa; Chordata; Mammalia; Artiodactyla; Balaenopteridae. The record is from RefSeq and is a predicted model, not a curated record.